UUUAAAUCCGAAAAUGCCGAAUUCGGGCUACCAAAAAUGGCAUUCUCUAUAUCCGGUCUCUCCCUUCCCUCGGUCUUCCGGUACAAAAGUUCAAUACUCGCGCGAAAACCUCGAUUUCAUUCCUUCUCCGUUCGAUCUUCCAACGAUGUCUCCAGCGAAGUCGGCAGUGGUGGCGACGGCAGCGACUCGUCGAAGAGGCCUAAGAGGCUGUCGGAGCAGUCUACUUGGGAAGCCAAGGACUCCGAGGGCAAGGACUAUCUCUAUAGGCUUGGCAACGAGGCAGAUAACAUGAACAUAGCCGUUGGAGCUAGAGCUGGCGUCAUCGACGAUCUCUUCGCCGGAAACUUCCUUGGCAAAGACUCGGACAUUGUGUUUGAUUAUCGCCAGAAGGUCACGAGAUCAUUCGAGCAUCUUCAAGGAGAUUAUUACAUUGCUCCUACUUUCAUGGACAAAGUUGUAUGCCACAUUGUGAAGAACUUCAUCGUUCACCUUCUCAAUGUCAAAGUUCCGCUUAUCUUAGGUGUUUGGGGAGGAAAGGGUCAAGGAAAGUCAUUUCAGACCGAACUAAUAUUCCAGAUGAUGGGAGUGGAACCCGUGAUAAUGUCUGCUGGAGAGUUAGAAUCAGAAAGAGCCGGUGAACCAGGAAAACUGAUUCGUGAACGCUAUAGAACUGCCUCACAAGUGGUCCAGAAUCAAGGGAAAAUGAGUUGUUUGAUGAUCAAUGAUAUUGAUGCUGGUAUUGGUAGAUUUGGGCAAACACAGGUGACAGUCAACAACCAAAUUGUCUCUGGUACUCUGAUGAAUCUAGCCGACAACCCUACUAGAGUUAGCGUCGGUCAAGAUUGGCGAGAAGCAGAUAUUUUGCACAGAAUUCCGAUCAUCCUUACAGGAAAUGAUUUUUCAACUAUAUAUGCUCCCUUAAUUCGUGAUGGCAGAAUGGAGAAAUUUUACUGGCAACCUAACCGUGAAGACAUCGUGAAUAUUGUCCAUAGAAUGUAUGAGAAAGAUGGGAUAUCAAGGGCUCAGGUUGUUGACAUCGUAAACACAUUUCCUAACCAAGCUUUGGACUUUUAUGGAGCUCUAAGAUCACGCACAUACGACUCAGCCAUAUCCAAGUGGGUUGAUGAUAUUGGAGGAGUGGAAAAGCUGGGAGAAAAGCUGCUUAGAAGAAGAAAGAAUGAAAAGCUUCCUACAUUCACACCACCAGAGCAAACAUUGGAGGCAUUGCUUAAAGCCGGCUAUUCUUUGGUAAAAGAGCAGCAAUUGAUCAUGGAGACUAAACUUUCAAAAGAAUACAUGAAGAACAUGGACGACUAGCUAGAAAAGUGAGAUAGUGAGACUUUUAAAUUUAUUUAUGACAUUUUUCAUAUCAGAUUUUUCAUUGUUUUCAAAAAGCCAAUUCUUGUAUUUUUAUUAUUCACAGUCCUCCUUACGUGUUCUGUAUACGGUUCACAUUGUUAAAUUAAUGUUAUAUCUAUAACUACGACAUACA
Messenger RNA from Cucumis melo (muskmelon), 1492 nucleotides. Its product is annotated as ribulose bisphosphate carboxylase/oxygenase activase, chloroplastic. The coding region runs from base 37 to 1317 and encodes 426 amino acids. The transcript is spliced from 12 exons. Lineage: Eukaryota; Viridiplantae; Streptophyta; Magnoliopsida; Cucurbitales; Cucurbitaceae. The record is from RefSeq and is a predicted model, not a curated record. Gene Ontology annotation, molecular function: ATP hydrolysis activity; ATP binding.